Messenger RNA from Trematosphaeria pertusa, 1214 nucleotides. RefSeq lists its product as uncharacterized. The record is from RefSeq and is a predicted model, not a curated record. Lineage: Eukaryota; Fungi; Ascomycota; Dothideomycetes; Pleosporales; Trematosphaeriaceae. Bases 237 to 767 code for a protein of 176 amino acids. The transcript is spliced from 3 exons.
GGUGCACCCCUGCCAUCGUGAUGCGAUGCGAUGACGUAGCGUGUGGCGCUUACGACCAACUUUCCUGUGGCACCAGCUCAUCAAGUUGAAGGCCCUCUGCUUUUCCAAGCCCCUCUUCUUUGACAUUUACUCCAAUCUCUUAACGACUCCCAAACCCUAUUACUUUUUCUCACUCUAUAGUUGAUCUGAAAGACUCGAUUACUUUGUAUAUCUCAGUUCACCAAAACCCUGUCAAGAUGCCCGCCUCCGUCGCAUCAGCACCAGUACACCGCACAGCCAACAAAGCCCCCGUCUCGCGGUCAAAGAAGCCGGUCGGUGGCUCAAAAGCUCCCAAGUCCAUGAACGGCGCCGUAAACGGAGCCCAGCCCCCCUCUGCAUACCAAAUCAUGGCCUCGCGGCUCGCAAACCGCGUUGCAGAGAUGGCAGAGAACAUCACCUUCGUCGAGCGCGCAACGCAGCAGCAGCAGUCACAGCAGCAGCCUGAGACUCCCGCCUCCUCCAAGGCCCGCAAGCCGCCGCGAAAGCUCGAAAUGCGGCUCCCGAACAACGGCCAAUCACCCACCAACAUCACCUUCUCGGCUCCGUUCCUCGACAACACGCUCUCAAAGCUGCUGACGCUCCAGAAUCGCAUGCUGAGGGUUAGCAAUGAUAUCGCCGCGAGCGAGGAUGUGGAUGAGAGUGUGAAGCAGGAGCAGUUCAAUCAGAGCGCUGAGCUGUCUAGGAUUAUUGCCUUGAUCUGUUCGGAGAAGGCUCGGCAAGGUUCUUAGAUGAGUUGAGUUGGGUUGGCGCCAGAAACACUGAAAGGAAAAGUAAGGAAUUAUAUCAACUUAUGGUUGACAUCUCUUUGGCGUUAGUUACUGUUUUGACGCGAUCUCUCGGAUUGAUGUUGGCAAUUUGCAUGUCGCACGUUUAGGAUCUCCUUUGUCUUUCUCUUUGGCUCAGUGAGAACAAUAAUUGCCGUCUGGGUUAUUUGGGCUGUAAGAAUAUGACGAAGCAAAAUCUUCAAGUUGUUGAUAAAACUUCUAGCGAGUGCCCCAUCAUCAACGGUAACGGAAUUAAUUCAGGAACCAACCUCACCCUUUGCCUCAAUGCUCUUCUAGACAAUCCCGACCCCUCCCUGGCUCUAUGAGCUGCAUCAUACGCAACCAUGCGAGCCUCUUCUACCUCGCCAGCCUAUGCCCUAUCAGCCUUCAUAUCUCCAUCCCACUUCCCCU